This is a messenger RNA of Tribolium castaneum (red flour beetle), 3491 nucleotides long. RefSeq names its product ELKS/Rab6-interacting/CAST family member 1. The transcript has 11 exons. The record is from RefSeq and is a predicted model, not a curated record. Bases 173 to 3448 code for a protein of 1091 amino acids. NCBI's taxonomy places the organism in Eukaryota, Metazoa, Arthropoda, Insecta, Coleoptera, Tenebrionidae.
UGCUGUGAUUCCACCAUCUUCCAUGGUCAGGUUCAAAUCGAAAAGUUUUUUUGACAAUUUUUUUGUUAAGGGAAGUUGAUAUGAAUUUUUGUGGUUCCGAAACUAUUUGUGCUGUUAUUAUCGUAACAUCCCUUUUGAUUAAUACCUCGUAAGCGUUUUCAAGUGUUUGAAUAUGAAUAAUAUCAUCGAGUGUAUUUACAAGUCGUGUGACGAAAGCAACACAAAUUCGGUGGAAGUUUCAUCGUUAAUAGAUUUCGUUAAGCCCUACAUGCCCAAUAAUUUAAGCGAAUUGAAUGAGUUACGAGCACAGCUAGAUCCAGACUCUGUAAACCCUCACAUUGGGUACUCGUUUUUUGAAAGCGUUAUGAGCACAUGGGUUUCAAAAAUGCAGGGUGAUGACGGCAACACAGGCUUAUCAGAGCUCCAUAACAGCUUCAGUCAGAACUUGUCUCAAAAUGAGUCCAACAACAAUACGUUUCCUGUGAAUUUAGAGGAACGAAUUUGUGAUUUAAAAUACAAACUAAGUAAAGCUAACUCUGAAUUAGAUCUUGUCAAGCAACAAUUGGCCGCGUCUGAAGAACAAAACGAAGGAUUGAUUGCUGAAUUAGCGUUACGCAAAAUUCAACACCGUGAACAACAUGCCAGUGAGUCUUCUGCACGUCAAGGUGACGAUCAUGAAAAAGAUGAGCAGAUAAAUACGGCCAAUAAACAGCGGGAACAUCUACAAAAACUUCUAACAAACUACGAGAAGCACCAGAAACUCUAUGUGGCUCAAAUUAAUACACUUGAAACUGAGAAUAAUGUCUUGAAACAGAAACUAAAAACUUGCGAAAAAGUAAACCAAGAAAAUAAAGUAACCAUGAUAGAGCUACGAGAAGAUUUAGAAUUAAAGGAUGCAGAAAUAUCGACUUUAAAGGAAUCUCUCGAUAAUUUAAAUUCCCAGUUAGUGGAAAAAAUAGAAUUGGUUGAAUUUUACACCAAAGAGCAAAACUUGGCUAGGCAAAAAAUUCAUAAUUUGGAAGAUGUGAUUCGUAAUAGUACCCUUCGUAGUAACAAGUCUGUGGUAGAAAGUGAAACGAAACGGACGUCCAAGCCCAUUUUUAAUUCUCCAAAAUUGUUGAAUCAACUGGCAAAUCCAGUUACCCCCAGAUUGUCAAGUAGCCCCAUAAAUUUAAAAGACUGUGGCGCCUCCAGCAGUCCGAUUAAUUCCUCACUGGAAAGUACUAAUUGUAGCAUUUAUGAUGUCUCAAAUAUCGGUGUUUAUACGUUACGAAGCCCUCGAAAAACUCUCCAGGAAGAAUUGGCAGAAGUUAAUCUUGAGAACACUGACAACGAGGAAGAAGUAGCUCGUUUGUACAAAGUGGUCAAGGACCAAGAGGAAAUCAAAAAUAAUCUCUGGCAAAAUAUGAAGGAACUGUCUAGUGAGAACGAGAUUCUCCGGAAUAAUAAAAAAGAACUUACCAACCUUAUCAAUACUCUUAACGAAAAAGAUGAGAUUAUUAAAAACUUAACAACUCAGUUGGGUAACCUGAAAGAAGCCGCGAAAGCGGACGAUAAUAACGUGAUCAAAGUUGUUGCGUCCGGAUUGUGCAAAGUUGACACUAACUUACGCGAACAGCUUUCUGUAGGUGAUGAGAUUCGAGAAAAACUUGCUGCUUUGAGUAAUCACUUGCAUCGGAAAGUGUCACAGGAAUUAAAAAACGCUUCUCUGAUAAAAAAUCUGAAGAUAAGACUUCGAAGAGAGCAAUUGUUGAAUUUAAGUUUACGAGCUGAAUUGUGCGAAGCUACUGAAACUUUGAGCGAGGAGCGCAAUAAGUGGUGUGUGUCGUUCGUGAGCGAACCAACGGAUCCCAAAAAAACAAACUUUGCAAAACAGCAAAAACGACUCGAUCGAAUGUUGGAGAAACAAGAAGAAACGGAGAAAGCCCUCGCUAAAGAAAAAAGCAUAAAUACGAAACUGUCGUCAAAGUGUCAAGAAAUGUGCGCCAAAAAUGAGGCACUUGAAAGCGAUCUCAAGCACUGUCACGAGACGAUUCGCAGUUUAGACGCAUUAAAAACCGAAUUUGAAAUUUUAAAAACCGAACACAAUCAACUAAAGAACGAGAGACUGAAACUAGUGGAGGAAAAUCGUAACUUGAAUGAGAAUCUCCACGAUUAUGUGAAUAAAUUGUUAGUGGAAACGACUAUAACGGGCAAUCUGCGGGCAGAAAUGAAUGUCUUGGUCGAGGAGAAGCGAUAUUUGGAGAAGAGAAUGGCGGAGAAUGUUGCCAAGGUGGGUAAAUUAAAAAAUCAAAUUGUAAAAAUGAAGAUGACUAGUGAUUUGGCGAUCACGAAAUUGUGCGAUGAAGUGUUGGAGAAAAAUAAUGAAAUAAGGAGUUUGCGAAAGCAACUGGAGUGUGUGAAUAUUGAUGCGUUUCUCUCUGAAAGUAACAGGGAGUUAAGAUGUGCAAUCUUGGAUAUUUUCGAAUAUUUCAACUGCGACCGAGGUGUGCUAGAGGAAGAAAAGGCACUAACAGACGCAGAGUUUGUCCUAGAUUUAGAAAAAGAAAUGGUUCUUUUGAAAAGUAACAUCAAACUUGUUAAAUUUCUUGCAGAAUUAAAUCAACAUCAGAGUGAUGAGUCUGAUGAGGCUUUUGACGAAUUGCAUGAAAUUUCCAUGAAUCAGGAGCUGCUCGAGGACACUUUUCUUUCUUGCACCAGUCAGAUUUCGCACAGCGAGCAGGAUAUGUUUGAAGCAAUACUACCCUUGCAAUAUGAUUCAUUUUUGAGUAACUUAGAGUUUGAAGAGGUGGAUUUAAAGCAGUUGUCCGUGAAAGAAAUUGAGGAGAAGUUUGCAAGUCUUGCCUUAACGUUAACCAUGGACGUUGCAACGUCGAAAAAGCGAUGCGCUAAUGAAGAAGAAAAGUUCAAUCAAUUGAUUUUGAGUUUCUUCACGUACUUGAAUUGUAGUAUGGAUAUUAUGAAGAAGUUGUGUUGUAAACAGAAAAGGAGCCACAAAACGGUCGUGAAUUACUUACAGCAAGUGAAGGAAAUCGGCGAAAAACUUAUUAAAUCUGCCGUUGAAUGUGGUACUUUGCGCUAUGAAAAACGAAUGGCAAAUUGCUGGAAGUUGGUGAUUAAUUAUGUGGCGAUCUUGACUCACGACAAUAAGCAAAGCAAAGAGUCUUUGUCUUCACACAGUUCUGUUGAAGACCUCCAAAUGGAACCACCUCUUGAGUUAGACAGUAGUAAAGAUGUGAAUGAAAAUUUACAAGUAGUGCCUCUAAGACCAAACCCGCCGUCAAGAACUAAAUGUUAUGUUUGUUUGUUUUUGCUUGUUUUCAUAAUUCUAGUUUUUGCGUUAUUGUUUUAUGUUGAUCGGUUGUGCCAAAGUGGCGGCAAUCACGUAUGUCCAGUUCAGAAGUUAACCAACUUUUUCAUUGAAACCAAAUAUUUGUGUAAUAUUUAAUGAUUAUUUUCUUACAAAAUACAUUUUAAAACUGUUCCUAAAA